This is a messenger RNA of Uncinocarpus reesii 1704, 1257 nucleotides long. RefSeq lists its product as uncharacterized. The transcript has 2 exons. NCBI's taxonomy places the organism in Eukaryota, Fungi, Ascomycota, Eurotiomycetes, Onygenales, Onygenaceae. The record is from RefSeq and is a predicted model, not a curated record. Gene Ontology annotation, molecular function: GTP binding. Gene Ontology annotation, biological process: tRNA wobble uridine modification; tRNA methylation. Gene Ontology annotation, cellular component: cytoplasm. The coding region runs from base 1 to 1257 and encodes 418 amino acids.
AUGUUUUCCUGGAUUCCCUUGUGGCCAAAUAGCAGCCCGGAGGAGAGCUCACGGCCAGAAGACCCUGAAAUCCCGGGCCACUUUCCAGAUGACAGUCAAAAUAGCCAGCAUCCACCUCAUCAUGAAGCUUCUUGUGCAAUCUACGAGCUUGCUGGCUCUUCUCCGCCCGACGCUCCCGGCUCUGUCCUUCGGGAGCCAUUUGACCCUGACGCCGGAUUGAGAGAGACAGCCUUUUUCCACUCUCCAACUCCAGUUACUUCGCACCCUUUGGAGAAAGAAGGCGAGAGCGUGGAACGGAUUAAAACUCCUGAGGUGAAACCCGCAACACCUCGCAGCAAUGUCCGCAAAAGUUCUACCCACAGCCUUUCCAAACGAACAUCCAGAUCUCACAAGACAGCCAAAUUCACUCCCGGCUCUUCACCCCCUUCUAACGAAUCGGUCAUUGCGCUGUUUGGGAUGACUGGCACAGGCAAAACCUCGUUUAUCAACAAGCUUACUGGUGCCAAUAUGAGAGUUGGGCACAAUCUACACUCCAUGACUUCGGAAAUCGAACAAGUCCAAGUCAAAAUCGGGGACAUCACCGUCACUCUCGUUGACACGCCCGGUUUCGACGAUACCACCCGCAGUGACACAGAAAUCUUGACUCUUAUAGCGUCCUGGUUGAAAGCGUCCUAUGACGAAAACACAAAGUUGACGGGAAUGAUCUAUCUUCAUCGAAUCUCUGACAACCGCAUGUCCGGCUCCUCGUAUAAAAACUUGGAACUAUUCCGCUCCUUAUGCGGCAUGCGCAUCCUGUCCCACGUUAUUCUCGCAACCACCAUGUGGGAUAAAGUCACCGAGGCAGAAGGCAGCACUCGCGAGAAAGAUCUCCUCGCAGAAGCCACUUUCUGGGGAGACAUGAAGAAAUACGGCGCCUUAGUGAGGAGGUAUGACGGCACCCACGCAGGUGCACUCGCGUUGGUGGACGCAUUGCUCGAAAAGCACCCGGUUACGUUGAAGAUCCAACGUGAGAUGGCAAUUGAAAAGAAAGACCUCAUCGACACCGCUGCCGGGAAGUCCAUCACUGCCAGACUGGAAAAGAUGGCUGCAGACCACAAACAGGAGCUUGAUAUGGUAAAGCAGGACUUCGAACGAGCUCUGAAAGAAAGUAAGUCGGAACCUUUCCCUAUGAGAAAUGAAGUAAGGUGCACUCUUUGCUUGCCAGUCCGCAUCGCUAAUACUGGUGACUCGUAUCGUCAGAGGAUGCCAAAUGGCUAG